This is a messenger RNA of Echinops telfairi (small Madagascar hedgehog), 2571 nucleotides long. It is a transcript of the gene PSME3, whose product is annotated as proteasome activator subunit 3. Bases 139 to 903 code for a protein of 254 amino acids. The record is from RefSeq and is a predicted model, not a curated record. Gene Ontology annotation, biological process: positive regulation of endopeptidase activity; regulation of G1/S transition of mitotic cell cycle; regulation of proteasomal protein catabolic process. NCBI's taxonomy places the organism in Eukaryota, Metazoa, Chordata, Mammalia, Afrosoricida, Tenrecidae. Gene Ontology annotation, cellular component: nucleoplasm; proteasome activator complex; cytoplasm. The transcript is spliced from 11 exons. Gene Ontology annotation, molecular function: endopeptidase activator activity.
ACCGAGCGCGCAGUGGGUGAGCCGGCGCGGGCAGCGGUGUCCCCAGGGCAGCCGAGAUUCCUCCCCGCUUCCCGGCCCCCGCCCCGGAGCCCACAGCGCCUCCGGUCUCCAGCGGAGUGGACACGGCCCGGCCCGGCCAUGGCCUCGUUGCUGAAGGUGGAUCAGGAAGUGAAGCUCAAGGUUGACUCUUUCAGGGAGCGGAUCACAAGUGAGGCUGAAGACUUGGUGGCAAAUUUUUUCCCAAAGAAGUUGUUAGAACUUGAUAGUUUUUUGAAGGAACCGAUCUUAAACAUCCAUGACCUAACUCAGAUCCACUCAGACAUGAAUCUCCCGGUCCCUGACCCCAUUCUGCUCACCAAUAGCCACGAUGGACUGGAUGGUCCCACGUACAAGAAGCGAAGAUUGGAUGAGUGUGAAGAGGCCUUCCAAGGAACCAAGGUGUUUGUGAUGCCCAGUGGCAUGCUGAAGAGCAACCAGCAGCUGGUGGACAUCAUAGAGAAAGUGAAGCCCGAGAUCCGGCUGCUGAUCGAGAAAUGCAACACGGUCAAAAUGUGGGUACAGCUCCUGAUUCCCAGGAUAGAAGAUGGGAACAACUUUGGGGUGUCCAUUCAGGAAGAGACAGUCGCAGAACUCAGGACUGUGGAGAGUGAAGCUGCCUCUUAUCUGGACCAGAUUUCUAGAUAUUAUAUUACAAGAGCCAAAUUGGUCUCUAAAAUAGCUAAAUAUCCCCAUGUGGAGGACUAUCGUCGCACGGUGACAGAGAUCGAUGAGAAAGAAUAUAUCAGUCUGCGGCUCAUCAUAUCAGAGCUACGGAAUCAAUACGUCACUCUACAUGACAUGAUCCUGAAAAAUAUCGAGAAGAUCAAACGGCCCCGGAGUAGCAAUGCAGAGACUCUGUACUGAGGCCAGGGCCAGGGGACUCUGUGAGUCUGGCCCAAGACCGACAUUGCCUUGGGUUGUUACGUGACUAUCGUGACCGGGAAACUGGCUGGAAGUCCUAUCGCACCGCUCUGUUUGUAGUUAGUCUAAUGAAACUCUCCUCUAGUUCUGUCAUGUGUUUUUACCUCUUUGUUCAGGCCUCAGGAACUCUCCUCUCUCUUCCCCCUGCUCCCCACCCCGAGCUGCCCUGUGUCCUGGAGAACUCCAGCUUGGGUGUGUAGGGACCGGCUUCCCCUCUUGGCACAAGCGUCCGUGUGCGUCCCUCUCCCCUCUCUCCUGUGUCUCAGGCUGUGUGUUUUCUUCGUUUUGAGGAUAGUUGCUUAGAAGCUGGGAGAACUGGAAGGAAAGUAUGUGGUGAUCUCUUAGGAACUGGUUUGGGGAUGGCAGGGGUUGUGGCUAGCUCUUUCUUUUCCUGCCAUAGGUUAGCAUCUCUUGCCUCUUUGGGACCUUGGCUCCCGCCCCCGUCUACCACCACCUCCCAGUCCCAGAUGAAGACUUAGGGUUUCCCAUCUGCACACAGCCCGCCUCGACCCUGAUCACAAGGAAACACCUUAGCCCUUCAGCCAAGCCCCCAGCUUCUUCAUUUGUUUUAGAAUGCUGUUUUCACACGUACGCGUGUGUGCAGGUGUACACACAUUGAGGCAUGCUGCCUUCCCAUGCCAUUAGCUGAUACCACCUGCUGUCAACCCCACACCUUUUGGAAGGAGGAGGUGAUCGUUUCUGAGGGUACCAUCUACCCAGACAAAAACCCGGGACCCCUCUUCUCUCCCGGUACUGUAGCCUCGUGGUGCCCAGGGUGGGUUGGAGACCCGAUAGAGAAGCAGAGGGCUUCGAGAGGCCCCCUGCCUCUGGCUCACGUCCUGUUUGCGUGACCACAGAGGCUGCCUGCUGGCUUCUGCCUCCUUCAUGCCUCUUCCUGGGCCAUUUGUCAGUUGGGGCGGGGGGUGGAGCAAGGGGGUAUGCAGCGGUGCGGUCCCAGUGCUGCUGGUCCUUCUGGGCUUCUCCUUGGGAAAUACUUCCCUUAUUUAUAGUAUUGUGCUUCCAGGGAAAGCAGUGUGUGUGUGCGCGCGUGCGUGUGGACGUGGAUACACGUGCCAGCAUGUAUUUGUGUGUAUGUGCCUCUCUGCUGGGUGAGUCAGACCGUAGAAGAGUUGCUUCCCAUCUCUGCACUCCUCUCCCUCACACCCCUGGGGAGACCAUUUAUUACAGCUUCUGUGUCGCUCGCCACCCCCCAGGCCUGCCAGUGAGUCGAUGGGACAGUCAGCCGGCCAGCGACCCAGCAUCUGCUCCGGGCUUUGACUCCUCCCCGUCUCUGUCUUCCAGCCCCCAAUUGCAUUUCUCCCUGGGAUGCAUCCCUUUGACGCAUCACAUGCCCAUAGGAAAGGAGUCAGGAUGCUGUCUUCCCGUGAGUCGUGCUCAGUAACAAACCACCGCAUUUUAGUUGGGCAGUGCCCCUCUCCCACCGCACCAGGUUCCUUCCAGCUUAAUGCCGAGCCCUUGUCUCCCUCUACCUGCUCUCUUGUUUGUGGGGUUGUUUUGCAGCCCUUCUUCCUCGCCCCACCCCCCCACUCUUGGAUCUAAUGUAAAAUUAUUUUACCAUGUCAAGAAAUGAUUAAAAUGCAGGUACUUUGA